Folsomia candida is the source of this 1843-nucleotide messenger RNA. RefSeq lists its product as uncharacterized. The transcript has 3 exons. The record is from RefSeq and is a predicted model, not a curated record. Bases 108 to 617 code for a protein of 169 amino acids. Lineage: Eukaryota; Metazoa; Arthropoda; Collembola; Entomobryomorpha; Isotomidae.
GCUUAGUCACGGUGGUGAUUAGGAAGAUUUGUCGGUUGAUCGUUACUUGUAUGUAGAUAUUUAGUUUAACACAAGUAAUACAUUUCACUUCAAGGUGUUUAAAUACAAUGAAGAAAUUCGCAAUUUUUGUAGGAAUUGUGCUCCUCGCGUCUAUCUGUAUCAGCGCAGCCGCAAUUGUGUAUAAUGUUCUUUCCAACGACCACGUGUCCAACGCUGCGUGCAACCACUGGCCUGGGUCCGCCACGACGCCCAGCUAUGCAUGGGGCUCCUGGUGGUGCAACUGGUUCGACAAGGUCAAAACCUAUACUGGCGCGGCGAUUGGAAUUGCCGCGUCGCAAAUUGGACUAACCUUGACGUUAAUGGUGGCCUGCCUGAUUUUCAGAAAUAAGAUGGAGAAAAGACACCAUGCUUACCUUGGCUACAUAAUUUUCCAACUAUUCCUCUCCAUCGCUUUGAUUGUAGUGGUUCUCAUCCCAGCGACGGAUCUGUGGCCGGAAUCCUUCACAGAAAUAGACUGGGGAUGGGGCACCUCUCUUCUUUCCGUGGCGGGAUAUUUCUUAGCCAUUUUGACCCUCAUUUUGCACCGAAGAAGCGAGAAAGCAGGCGAAUUUGUUUGACUGGAUUGAUACAAUAUUUAUAGAAAUUCUUCGUUUUUAAUAGAUUACUUUGUAAUUGGUUUUUGAUUGCGUUAAACUAAUUACUAAAAAUUGAGGAGGCUUUAUAUUAAUAAGAAUACAUUGACGCAAUUAACGCCAAUCUUCGUAAAUUCUUUCUUACCAAGAUCAGCAUACGAUCCAAAAACAUGCUCUACAUCUUCCUCAGAUUUUGUAAUUUGGUUGGUAACCAAAAAUUAUCGCAGAAAAGUUUACACGCGUGGUUACGGGAUUACGAAGGUUGACGUGAAUUGGCUCAUUAUAAGUUACCAUAAUAAUUAACUGGUGUGAAAGGAAUCCAUAUUUAUCAGAGGUGGGCAAGAUCAAAGUUUUCGAAGAUCAAGAUAAAAGAUCAAGAUCAAUUUUUGCGCCCCACAAGAUAAAGAUCAAGAUAAAGAUAAAUCUGCAGAAUACUGAAGAUAAAAGAUCAAGAUCAAGAUCAAAUCCCAGAUCAAGAUCAAGAUCACAAGAUCAAAUAAAUUCCAGAUAUGUUGCAAAUAUUUUUUAUACAUAUAUAAACCGAUAAAUACAACUAGGUGUAAUAUAUGUACGUAGUGUGCACUGUGCACAUUACAAAUACUAGAUAAGUAACGAAAAUUGGUUGUCUGACCAAUUUUAGUUAUUCAAAGCUGACAGCGUCAACGUUGUUAUAAUUUCGUAUAGUUACAUAUAUAAUACAUAACAAAAUAUUUGCUCUGAUGUUUUAAGUUGCCCUUAUACUUCAUUUCUUGGUAAAUUAAGUAAUAGUUGAAGUAUCCGGUCGACGGGCUAACAAUAUUCGCAUUUUUAGGAAAUAGAUCGCCGUUUGAAGAACUGAUUCCAUUAAUCAGUAAAAAAAAAUUAAAUCCCGUACGAGUGUUUUUCGUUUCCUUGCAAGUACUUUGAGUAGGUGAUAUUUUUAAAAUAUCAAUGUUUCAAAAUGCUACUUUUCAUAUUUGGGAUUUGUUUGAUCUUGAACUUAAUAUCUUGAAUGUGUUGAAGAUCAAGAUCAAGAUAGAAGAUCUUACCGAGCCAGAUCAAGAUCAAGAUCAAGAUCAAAAGCUCCAGCCGAAGAUCAAAGAUCAAGAUAUUAUCUUGAUCUUUGAUCUUGAUCUGCUAUCUGACAAGGGAACCUUAAGUACUGUCACCUCUAGAUUUCCUUCGGAAUAGCCUUAAUCGACAGAUAAUUUAGUGAAACUAAAACUUUGUCA